Messenger RNA from Eimeria acervulina, 236 nucleotides. RefSeq lists its product as hypothetical. The transcript is spliced from 3 exons. The record is from RefSeq and is a predicted model, not a curated record. NCBI's taxonomy places the organism in Eukaryota, Apicomplexa, Conoidasida, Eucoccidiorida, Eimeriidae. The annotation marks the transcript as partial. Gene Ontology annotation, cellular component: transcription factor TFIIA complex. Gene Ontology annotation, biological process: transcription initiation at RNA polymerase II promoter.
AAGAAGAAGACGAAGAAGAAGGUGCAAAUAUGUCUGUUAAUGAUGUCUCCGACUUAGAUGAUGCAGAGCCCUCAACAACAGACGGGAUAUUUGCUUUUUUUGAAAAAGUUGAGAGGGCCUCUGCAGGCUCUUCUCGACGCUGCAGCAAGUGGAAGGUCUCCUUAAGACACGGAAUUCUAAGGGUUGGAGGCCGCGAAAUUCCGUUUGAUCGCGCCACUGGCGAAUUUUCGUUUUAA